AAGCACCUCGGGGGAGCCUGAGGGCCACCAGCAUCCAAUGCCAGGCAUUGCUGAGGGGUGCUGAGUGGGUACAGCCAAGUGGAGCUGCUUUCGUGACCUUCUCCCAGCUCUCAAGAUGAUGAAGAGGCAGUUCAAUCGGAUGCGGCAGCAGCUGUCCCAUCCCAGCACCAACAGCCGAUCUCAAGAAGCAACCGAGCUCCUGCCGGAAGAUUUGCUGCAGAUCGAGCAGAGGAUUGAUCCAGCCAAGCGAGCAGCUCACAGUGUGUCCAAGAGGCUCCAAGCCUGCCUGCAGGGACAGUGUGGCUCUGAGAUGGACAAGCGAGUGAAGAAGAUGCCCUUGAUGGCUCUGUCCAUGACGAUGGCUGAGAGCUUCAAGGAACUGGACACAGAAUCUAGCCUUGGGAAAGCCUUGGAGAUGGGCUGCUGCAUACAGAGCUCGCUGGCCAAAAUCCUGGCUGAGUUCGAGAUCACCCUAGAGCAUGAUGUCCUGCAGCCACUCAACAAGCUCAGCGAAGAGGAGCUUCCCAUCAUCCUGAAGCGCAAGAAAACCCUCCAGAAGUUGAUCUCUGACUGGAACACCAUCAAGAGCCGGCUGAACCAAGCUGCCAAGAACUCCAGUAAUAGCUCUGGUGCUGGCACUGGCCCUGGGGCAUCUUCUGCUGCCAACAAACUGGAGAUCUUGAAGGAAGAGGAGGAAGAGGUGAAGAGAAAGGUGGAGCAAUGCAAGGACGAGUACAUGGCUGACCUCUACCACUUCUCCACCAAAGAGGACAGCUACGCCAGCUACUUCAUCAGACUGCUGGAAAUCCAAGCCCAGUACCACCGGCAGUCCUUGGGAUCGCUGGACUCAGCUCUGGCAGAGCUGAAGGAAAGCCACAGUCAGACAGAGCCCUCCUUCACUGCAGACACCCCCGUGGCAGGAUACUAUGGCGUGCCCUUAGAGACACACCUCAAGAGCUUGGGGCGGGAGAUCGCGCUGCCCAUUGAAGCCUGUGUCAUGAUGCUGCUGGCCUCUGGCAUGAGGGAGGAGGGACUCUUCCGGCUGGCAGCAGGUGCCUCAGUGCUGAAGAAGCUGAAGAGCAGCUUGGCCAGUGGCUCCAAUGCCCUGGAGGAGUUUUACUCAGACCCCCAUGCCGUGGCUGGUGCACUGAAAUCCUACCUGAGGGAGCUGCCCCAACCCUUGAUGACCUUCGAGCUCUACAAUGAAUGGGUCAAAGUGGCCAGCUUAAAGGACACCGAUGAACGUGUACAAAGCCUGCAAGACACCUGCAGCCGCCUGCCCCAGGAGAGCUACAACAAUCUGAGGUAUCUGAUCAAGUUUUUAGCCAAGCUGGCUGAACACCAAGAGUUGAAUAAAAUGACCCCCAGCAACAUCGCCAUCGUGUUGGGCCCCAACCUCCUGUGGACACAGCAGAGCAAUGAAGACCCUGUGCAACUGGACUUGGCCUCAGUCUCCUCCAUCCAAGUGGUGAGCGUGGUAGAAGCCCUCAUCCAGAAUGCAGACACACUCUUCCCUGGAGAAGUAGAUUUCAACGUCUCAGGCAUGUUCACUCCGCCCACAACCACCCGGCUUGGUGAGGCUGCUCUGAUGGAAGAGUCAUCCCCCAAUCACCCUCCAGCAGGCACCCCCAUUCUCCCAGAUGGAGAGCUCACUUCGAGGGACCUUGAGGCCAGGCCCCAGCCAGCAUCCCCAUCAGUGACCAGAUCCUCUCCAGAAGUCGAGGGGGCACCAGCUCUGCAGAUGACCAACGACACCACCUGCAAAGGCAAGCGCCCAGUUCCAGUGCGUCCCACCAUGCCCCCACCACCCACGGCCCAGCCCCGGAGCACAGCUCCCGCCCCAGCAGCCCCUGAGCGCGCUGCCAGCCCCAAAGCCCGGCCACGACGGACAACGGGGGUGCCCGGCAAAGCCCCCUCUGUCCCACCACCUCUCCCUCCGCAGCCAGCACGCCGCCUCAGCCGGGACACCCCGCCAUCCCCUCGGCUGCCCGCCGGUGAGGCCCAGACGGCAGCUGCCAUGGACUGUGCCCCUCGAGACACGGAGGAGGGGCAGCCACUGCCUGUGGGCAGAAGGAGCCCCCCAGCCACAUUUCCCCCAGGACAGCCCACGGAGGACUGAGGAGGCCGGGACACAGGGGCAUCAAAAGGACAGGAGAUGGGGUCCAGCACUCCUCUGGGACUGUGGAAACGCCGGGGUGGUCGGAGGAACAGCGUCUCCCUGCAGCUCCGCCAUCUUCCUCCCUUGGCUCGUGUCGCACCUGCCUCCCCUCGCUCUUCCAUCUUCCCAGGGCCUUCCACCCGGCACCAAUAGCGCCCUUCCACCCAGCUGAGCUUCUGGCCAUGCCAUCACUGGGGCACCACUAUCAUGGGGCACCCUGAUCAUGGGUGAGCCAUCCCCUUGGGUCCCCAUGGGGGGACAGAAGGGGCAGAGAAGGGGGGCAGAGAAUGGAAGCCAGUGCGGGCAAGCUGGCGCUGCAGGGCCAUUUGUGGGCACACAGCUGCCA
This is a messenger RNA of Calypte anna (Anna's hummingbird), 2504 nucleotides long. It is a transcript of the gene SH3BP1, whose product is annotated as SH3 domain binding protein 1. NCBI's taxonomy places the organism in Eukaryota, Metazoa, Chordata, Aves, Apodiformes, Trochilidae. Gene Ontology annotation, biological process: regulation of actin cytoskeleton organization; signal transduction; regulation of Rac protein signal transduction. Gene Ontology annotation, cellular component: intracellular anatomical structure; cytosol; cytoplasm. Gene Ontology annotation, molecular function: GTPase activator activity; protein binding. The coding region runs from base 116 to 2119 and encodes 667 amino acids. The transcript is spliced from 18 exons. The record is from RefSeq and is a predicted model, not a curated record.